Molecule: messenger RNA, 1284 nt
Organism: Fusarium redolens
Lineage: Eukaryota; Fungi; Ascomycota; Sordariomycetes; Hypocreales; Nectriaceae
Exons: 2
Coding region: 1-1284 (427 amino acids)
Biological process (GO): pyruvate decarboxylation to acetyl-CoA
Cellular component (GO): pyruvate dehydrogenase complex
Molecular function (GO): dihydrolipoyllysine-residue acetyltransferase activity
Source: RefSeq, a predicted model, not a curated record
AUGGCCUCUCUUACAGCAGCAUGCAGGGCAUCUGCCCGAGCUGUUACUGCUCGGUCCGCUAUUGCUCGUGGCUUCACCACCUCGACGCGAUGCCUCGCCGCUCAGAACUUCACCAUGCCGGCCCUCUCGCCCACUAUGACCGAGGGUAACAUUGCUUCAUGGAAGGUCAAAGAAGGGGAGUCUUUCAGUGCCGGCGAUGUGCUGCUCGAGAUUGAGACCGACAAGGCCAGCAUGGAUGUUGAGGCCCAGGACGAUGGUAUCAUGGUCAAGAUCAUGGCUGGUGAUGGAAGCAAGGCUGUUCAGGUUGGAUCACGCAUUGGUGUCAUUGCUGAGGCUGGCGAUGAUAUCAACUCCCUCGAGAUCCCCGCCGACGAGCAGGCCAAGGAGCAACCCAAGGAACAGUCCAGCGCCCAGGCCCCCAAGGAGAGCACUGCCCCCUCCGAGUCGAACCCCGUCGAGAAGAAGAGCGCGAAACCUACUGGCAACGAUACCUACGAACACAAGUAUCCUCUGCUGCCCUCAGUUGGACACCUGAUCAAGGAGAAGGGUAUCAGUGAGGCCGAUGUCAAGAAGAUCAAGGGCACUGGUCCUCACGGUCGAUUGCUCAAGGGCGAUAUCCUUGCCUACCUUGGAAGCAUCAACCCCGAGACUCCCGCUGCCAACGAGGUCAACUUCAACAACUUGUUCCACCUCGACCUCAGCAACAUCAAGGUCGCUACCAAGCCUGCUCCUCCUUCCAAGCCUGUUGAGGAGGCUAAGGCUGAGGCUCCCAAGGCCCCCGUGGUCGAGAACCUUGAAGUUUCCAUCCCUAUCACUCUGACAAAGGUCGUUGAGGUCCAGAAACGAAUCCACGAGACCCUCGGUGUCUUCCUGCCCAUCUCGACCUUUGUCGGCCGCGCCGCUGAGGUUGCCAACGACGACCUCCCUCCUACCAAGCGUGCCCCUACAGCCAACGAGCUUUUCGACCAGGUUCUCGGCCUCGAUAAGAUCAAGGCCGCUAAGGGUUCUCGCGGUGUCUACCUGCCCCAGAUCUCUGCUGUCCCUCCCACCUCUCUGCUCACUCCUCUCCCCUCCGCCCGCAAGCAGACUGAUAUCAUUGACAUCCUCGCCGCGCCGAAGAAGUCCGCCCCUAAGCCCGCCACCAUCCAGACCGUCCCUGGUCUGUCCAGCGGCACCAAUGUGUUCACCCUUGUGGUCCCCAAGGCCGAGGAGGAGAGAGCACAAAUCUUCCUUGAGCGUUGCAAGGUGAUUCUUGAGGAGGAGCCAGGACGAUUGGUGUUGUGA